This is a messenger RNA of Bicyclus anynana (squinting bush brown), 3956 nucleotides long. RefSeq lists its product as uncharacterized. The record is from RefSeq and is a predicted model, not a curated record. NCBI's taxonomy places the organism in Eukaryota, Metazoa, Arthropoda, Insecta, Lepidoptera, Nymphalidae. The coding region runs from base 2245 to 3939 and encodes 564 amino acids. The transcript is spliced from 3 exons.
ACGUAUUGAUUUAACUAAUUAACUAACAGCCCACUACAGCACCAGACUUGUCUCCAUGCAGGAGAUAGAUACGGAUGUCAAAUAUUUAAAUAAGGCUACACUAGAAGAUUCGCUCUGAUAAUCCUUUUGACUAAUUUUGUCAUUUGUGGGGUGGGAAUAUUAUGAGUGGUAUAUAAUAGUAUAAUUUUUGUAACUAAUAUGUCUGAGAAAUCUAUAAAUAUAAAAGAAAGUCAGGUUUGUUACAACACUUAUACCUCAAGAACAGCUGGACCGAUUAGGCUAAAAAUUGGUGGAGAGGAGCUUAGAUCUAGGAGAAGAACAUAGGAUACUUAUGGUAGAGGUAGAGUUGAGUAGAGUAUGGUAGAGUAGGUGUUGGGUGGGAGUAUGGUAGGGUAGCUGUUACUCUUUAACGCCGCAACUACUGAACCGAUUUGGCUGAAAUUUAUAACGAAGAUAGAUAUUACCCUGGAUUAAUUUAGGAAUAUCCCGGAAAAUCUAUGGUUCCCGCGGAAUUUGUGAAAAACUGAACUUACCACGUGGACGAAGUCGCGGGCAUCCGCUAGUUUAAUAUAAUUUUGGUAAAAAUUGUUUACGAAUUUGACGAAGGUAAAUCAAAAAAUCAUGAUAAUAAAUUUUACUUUACAGGUCAAAUAUGCUUCAGAUGUCUUCAGUUUUAGAGGUGUACACUGCCUUACUUUGGAAAAUGAAGUCAUAUUAUAAAGAACUUCGUUAUAGAGUUCCAUAUGUCAACAUGACUGCCUCUGUGGUCCAGUGGUUAGUCUAUGUGUUCACAAGGUCCUGGGUUCAAAUCCUGGGUAGAGCUAAAUGAGAUACUGAGUUUUUCCUUCUUUUAAGAAAUUUUUAGUUAUAAUUAUCAGCCGUGAGUUGGAAAGUUGGUGGCAUUACACCCCAUUAGUUCUAGUUCACAAACGCCAUUUAGAUUGAAACUUUUUCUCCUUCUCCUAGAACUAUGAUUGAGGUGUCAUUUUUUCGGAAACACAUUUGAAAAGCUUUUGAAAAAAUUAAAGGGCUGCUUGCAAAAAUUGCAAAAGUUAUAAACAAUUAACUAAAAUAUAAGGGGUUUGUUUUUUUAAUAUCAAAAACUAUUUAAGAUAUUUCCAAUUUGCCAAAAGAUUCAAAAAGAAGAGGAAAAUUGCUAACAAAAACUAUAACCUUUAGAAGUCUGGCUUAAUAUUUAUUGAACUAAAUAACCUCUGGAUCUACUGAUUGACUUCCAAAUUCUUUUACCAUGUUAUUUGUGAGUUUCAUAGGCAUAUUUUUAUCCUCCUAUUCUCACCAAAACGGGAACUACGCGGGUGAAACCGGGGGGCGUCAGCUAGUUAUGUAUAUAAAUUCUGUAGGAUUUUAAAUAAUUUUAACAGUUGUAAACUAUUUCCAGGAGAAAUACUUUAUACUUAUAUACAUAAUACUAAUUUACUUAAUUUUACCUUACAGGUCAAUUAUUAUGCUUCGGACGUCUUCAGUUACAGAGGUACACUGUACACUGCCUUUUACUUGGGAAAAUGAAGUCAUACGAAGAUCUUAGUUAUAGUGUUCCACAAUUAUGUUAACAUAACUCUCUUACAUACUUAUAACAUAAGCCUCUCUGGUUCAGUGGUUACCCUAUGUGGUCACGAGGUCCGGGGUUAUAUAAGAUACUGAGCUUUUCAUCUAAGAAAUUUUGACUUAUAAUUCUCAGUCCUUAGUUGGGAAUUUAGUGGUGUUACACCCUGUGCCUCAGAGUGCAUGUUAACUUGUCCCGGACAAGGCCACGUCCCGUAAAUAAUGGAUAAAACGCAAAUGGUAGAUACGCCACCUAAUUCUACAAUUCUACGUUUUAUACUAAUUUACUACCCUCUAUAAGUGUACAAGUUUUUAAAAUAAUGGUUUUUUCGAUUCAAAAUUAGAUUUCAUCAUUUUUUACCGGACAAUGUGUUUUAAAUCGGGUCCUAAUGAAAGAAAAAUAAUAGGCAUGAUGACUGAUUUUGAAAAACAAUCCUAAAAUGUUCGGAAGAGUCUACUAUUUACGAAAAAUAUAAUAUUUCGGUAUAUAAUAAAGGUUUAUGUUGGAAAAAAUACAUUUUAAAUUUAAAUUCUCUGAUUCCCGCUAAAACGCUAGUCUGUUUAAUGGCGGCUGCUUGUGACGUUGCUAGUUCGUAAAGACAAUAACAGCUGAUUUAUUGCUCUUGUUAGUUGUAUGACUUUAAGUUUGUUUACGUUUGAAUUUUUAAUUUUUUCAUUACAAUGAUGAAUCCAUAUGUAUAUCGUUGGUGUGCGGUUCCUCAAUGUACUAAUACAUCUAUAAAAACUCCAAAAAAGCUUUUUAUUCAAGUUCCAAGGAAGGAAAAUAUAAGAAAUACGUGGUUAAAACUUGCAAGGCGAGAUUCAGCAAAUAUAGCUCCUAGCUCCGUUCUAUAUUUCUGCGAAGACCAUUUUGAUUUACCAAAUGAUAUGGAAAACUAUAUAAAGUAUUGUGUGAUGGGUGCAGCUGCACGAGUUCGUAUGAAACCAGGAUGCAUUCCUAAGAAGUAUGAGUGUCAACCAGAUAGAAGAAAACGUACUUCCAACAUAACUGAACGAUCGUACGUUAUUAAAAAACAACGAAGGAUGCUAAUUCAAGAGUGUGAAAAGGAUUUGACUCAGGCUACAUCUACACAACAGUUAGAAACCAUUGACAUUUCAUCGGAAAGUUCAGUUUUGCACACAAUCGAAGAUGAAGUGCCAACAACCUAUCCGGAAUCAGCUGACAAAUCUGUACAAGUGAUUAUGAGACGCAAAUUUAGAAGCAAAGCUGUCCAGACAGAGGUUAUGUCCAUAAACCAGUUUACAUCACCAAUAAAACCUGAGCACAAAUCUGUUUCUACAUCCCCAUUUAAAAUUGUUCAUUGUCCAACCCAUACUAUUAAACCAGGAAUAUCAAACUUAUGUAAAACAUCAAAAUUUACUAUAGAAGAACAAUCUGACAUUAGGGAUUCGUUAUAUACACCAACUCAAGAAGAAAUAUCUCCUUCCAUGCAGUUUCUUCCAAUACAGUCUUCAGAUUGCAGUGAAGUUAUUGAAGAAGAAAAAAAAGAAGAGGCUUCAAAUAUCAUAAAAUACACUGUGAUGAAAAUUAUGAAAAAUCCACGAUCUUACAUGGGUCUCCCCAAAAACUGUUUAUAUUUGAUCGAGUUAAUUGCUACAGACACACAAAUUCCAGUUAAUCAUGUACUGCUUUGCUUAAAAAAAAUUAGAUUAAAUAGUCCAUUCAGAGAAUUAGCUGAUGAUUUUUCUAUUUCAACCACCUAUGCAAGCAAAGUAUUUUUUAAAAGUAUUCCGAUGAUAAAUAGCGUAAUGAGGCCAUUCAUUGUUAAGUUGGACAGUGUAUUAACAAAGCGUACUCUGCCUAUGGCCUUUAGACAUAAAUUUCAUAAAACUAGUUGUAUAAUAGAUUGCUUAGAAAUUGAAAUUCAAAAGCCUUCUAAAGCAGUUAAUCAAGCAUUAUCAUGGUCAGAUUAUAAAAAAGCCAACACCAUUAAAUAUUUAGUGUCUUGUACACCAAAUGGACUGGUAAAUUAUGUAUCACCAGGCUAUGGAGGUAGAGUAACUGAUACAUGCUUGGUGGAGUCAUGUGAUUUUAUAAAACAUUUAGAACCUGGCAUGUCUGUUAUGGCGGAUAGAGGAUUCAAACAUGUAGAGCAAUAUCUAUAUCAACACAAGGUGCAACUUGUAAGACCUCCAAGUGUUGUAACUGGUAAGAAACUAUCCAAAAGUGAGGUGAAAGAAACCAAGCAGAUUGCUAGUUUAAGGAUACAUGUUGAAAGGGUGAUUAGACGCUUACGAGAGUUUCAUAUGUUAAAGCCUCAUGCAUGUCUUAAUCCAAAUUUUGUGAAAAUCCUUGAUGAGAUUAUCCAAAUUGCAUGUGCUUUGAUAAAUUUACAGGAUUCCUUAAUUAAAUAAAAGUACAAUUAUUAUUA